This is a messenger RNA of Pocillopora verrucosa, 5148 nucleotides long. RefSeq lists its product as uncharacterized. NCBI's taxonomy places the organism in Eukaryota, Metazoa, Cnidaria, Anthozoa, Scleractinia, Pocilloporidae. Gene Ontology annotation, biological process: proteolysis. Gene Ontology annotation, molecular function: metalloendopeptidase activity; zinc ion binding. The record is from RefSeq and is a predicted model, not a curated record.
AUAUCCUCCAGGGCGAUGAAAAUCAGCCGGAAAUAAGACCCGCUAAGUGGCCGGAAACGGAAGGGGGUUCAAGCAGAUGAUCUUGGAUGUAAAUCAAAUCCACCACACUGCAGAUCACUCCCGUAGCUUGACUCGGUUGUAAAAGCUGCCAAAGUAUUGAGACCCAAGCAAAUUCCUGUAAAGCGAAUAUAAAGGAAGACAGGAUUAUUGGCGAAGGGUUAAACUACUAACAGCAGCCACGGGUACGAAACCCUACGACUUGAAGCGCUUUAGGACAGUGAAGACGGAGAGAGCAAAAUGUGGCUUCAGAUCUCGUGGAUUCUCUUGAUGACUACAAUGUUGUUGUCAAAUGCUGAACUGCCGAGUGACAAUGACAAUGAAGAAGAGAACUCCAGUCCAAGGAGCAUGCCGGAUUUCUGGUUGUUUGGCGACAUUAAACUUACAGAUCAUCAAAAAGUUCUACUUGAUGUGCCUGAAGGUGCGAAGGAUAAAUUCGGUUUUCCACGAAAACCCCCAGCUGCCACACGAGAGAAAACCUUGCUUUGGGAUAAUGGAGUUAUACCGUAUGAGUUUGACUGCAGCUUGCAAAACAUGCCAGAACUGCAAAGAAUAAUCCGACUGGCUAUGAAUGACUGGGAAUCGAAAACCUGCAUCAAGUUUAUAGAAAGAACCAACGAGAAGGAUUACGUCAAUUUCUUUCGAGGAACUCAUUGUUACAGCACAGUAGGCAAGGCUCGAAAUGAACGCCGGGAAGUGUCUGUCGGAUUCGGGUGCGAGUACCAUCACGUGAUGGCACAUGAGCUAGGUCACGUGCUUGGAUUUUGGCACGAACAGAGCAGACCCGACAGAGACGAGUACGUGAAGAUAAUUUGGAAAAACGUGAACAGAGGCUGGGAACACGCAUUCCUCAAACAGACGUGGCAAGCUGUGGACUCUUUCGAUACGCCGUAUGAUUACAACAGCAUCAUGCACUACCGACUGAACGCUUUUUCGCGAUCAAGGAGAAGAAAAACAAUUAUACCCCUGAAGAAGGAUGCGCACAAAGUCCGGCCCUACAGAAAGAUAUCAAAGAUUGACGCGAUUCAGGUUAAAAGGAUGUACAAUUGUGAUGCUAAAAAUCAAAGACUUUUGAAUAAUUCAAGUCUUGAAGCUUUUAGACGAGCGAAAAGAGCCGUUGGCGAAGGAGGAUUGGUAACAAUCAGAGGAUCCAGUCUCCGCUCAAAAGAAGAGACAGAGAAAAAGAAAAAGACGACGAAAGAUCUAAACUGUAAAGAUACAAGUACAGCCUGUCCUUACUGGGCCAAGAAAGGUUACUGCGAGGCACGGCAGGACAUCAAACUCACGCAUUGCAGGUUAAGCUGUAACGCCUGUGAUGAAGCAAUUGAGGUUAAACCAUCAGAAAAACCUGACGGUGAAUGUGUAGAUAGAAAUGACGCUUGUGAACUCUGGGUAAAAAGCGGAUAUUGUGAAAGUCGACCAGACAUAAUGCGCGUGGAAUGUAGGAAAAGCUGUCGCAUCUGUACUGACGAGAAAUGUAUCGACAUGGAUCCACGUUGCCGUGCCUGGUCCAGGUGGAAAUAUUGCACCGAUAAGGCAUAUAAGAACGUUAUGAUGCAGGCGUGCAGGAGAAGCUGUGGAUUUUGCGUGGCUGAAACCCAUGACUGCAGGGAUCGUUUGAAAUAUCGCUGCAAAAGGCUAAAAGACGAAGGAUACUGCGAAUCAAAGAAACCAAACGAGCGAAACUCCAUGAGAAAUAUGUGCGCUUUGACCUGCAACUUUUGUUACAAAGAUGUAACCGUGGCAAAAACAAAACCGGCAAGAAGACCUCCUUGUGUGGACACAAUGAAAGCCUGUUUCGGCUGGUCAAGGCUUGGUUACUGUUUCGCUGACCACAGAGAGAGUUUCAUGCGAGAGUACUGCAAAAGGAGUUGUAACCUGUGUUCUAGCAUGAGUCCAGAUCACACAACUGAAAAAUGUUUAGAUAAUGACAUCAUGUGUGAAGAACUGAAGGGCCGCGGAUACUGUGAACAGGCGGACAAGAAAAAAUACAUGGCGUUUCAUUGUAAGAGAACUUGUAAACUGUGUAAUAGAAAAGAAGAGAUGCCAGCACCAUGCAAGGACAAGCAUAAAUCCUGUAACGCUUGGGCAGCAAGGGGUGACUGUCACGUUAGAGCACUGUACAUGAUGAAAUAUUGCAAACGGACCUGCAACCUCUGCCGAUCGAUCGGAUUGUACCAGAUUAAGCCCACGCUUCAAAAUUCGCCAUGCAUUGACAAGCACCCUUACUGCCCCAGAUUGACUGAAAAAGGCUAUUGCAAUCUUUUUUCUAAAUUCAUGUACAAGAAAUGCCCACUGAGCUGUGAAGCUUGUUACCCAGAGGUUGAUAAAAAAUUGGCAGAGAAAUGUAAAAAUAAGAUGGAUGAUGCUAACUGUGAGCAUUGGGCUGGACUCGGCUACUGUCAAAGUAGGGCUGACUUCAUGACUGACAAGUGUCAACAUGCCUGCAAUUCAUGCCCUAAAGAACCUGUUAAAACUCGACCAGCUAAACCUAAAGGUAUAAGGUGUCAUGACCCUUGCAAAAAAUGGCUCGAGCGAGGACAGUGCACGACUAGAUGGCGAAGACGUUGUAUUAGGACGUGUUUAACUUUAGGAUGUGACGAGGAACCCGUGAGGCCAGAAGGAACUUGUUCUGAACCCCUUGGAGUAGGAUGGGAUAACACUCUGCCAGACAGUGCCUUUAACGCAUCAUCGAGUCUCUUCACGCGUCCAUGGGACUUUGGUCCAUAUAAUGGAAGACUCUAUCUACAGGACGAUCGCAUCAGAAAGAGAAUUGGUGGCUGGUGUGCGAGACACAAGAACCAUAAUCAGUGGUUACAGGUGGAUCUUGGAAAGAUUAAGUCCGUAACAGCUGUUGCCACUCAAGGUCGAGACAAAUAUUACGAGCACGUUAAAUCCUAUGAGCUGGCAUUUAGCAAGGACGGAGUGCGAUGGAAUCGUUACAAGGAAAACGGAAGAGUUCGGGUAUUACCGGGAAACUGUGACAACUUUACCCCAGUGAUCAACAAGUUGAUCCGGCCCGUUCAGGCCAGGUUUGUCCGGUUUUAUCCCAGAACUUACAACAAUAUAUGUAUGAGAGUCGAAGUGUACGGAUGUAGCAGGCAAAAAGGUUAUGAAAUGAAGAGAGGACGUUAGGGACGCUAGCUUCCGUGUUUAAGAUGGCAAGACUGGACAACAGGGAGAAGCCACUGGAAGCUUCCGUGUUUGGACUGUGAAGCCUGGUUAACAGGAGAAGCCUCCGGAACUUUUAGUUACAUGAAGCAAGCAGUGCAAUGGGAAACGCUUCUGCUGUUAGAUAAUAGGUUUGCAGAUGGAAAAGGCGGGGAAAUUAUGCAGCCGUUUGCAGCAUUAGCUACGCUUGAAGCGCUAGUUUUGAAAGUGGCUUGGGUAAAGCAUCAAACUUCACAUUUAGGUAAUGAGUUUGAUAUGCAAAUGAUUGAAACGAUUUUGCUUAGAUAUCAUGUGUCGAACCUCGGACGACCCAUGAAAUGUUUUAGUGUUUUAGCUGAGCCUCAAACAAUAAUGGGAGUGAUUAGAGAAAAGCAACAAUCAAGAGGAUCACCUUAUUCCUCUGAUAGCAUAUAACAACCGUUGUAACUUAAGUUGUUGGGGGGGGGGGGGGGAAGGGGACAGGAAAGAUGAAUCAGGGCGUCGGCUGGGAAAUGUCAAUUUUGAGUUGAGACGGACAUCCAGUGUGCAUUCUCGCUUACGAAGCGCAAAUUUGAUACUUUUUCCAAAGUCUUUUUCGUCAACACAAUCAUUCCUCACGUUUUCCGUCUAAGGGAUAUCAGAUCGAGGUUGGCCUUCAUGAGGAGGUCUUGGAAGAAAGACUCGUUUGCUAAACCAUGUAUAGACAUCUCAAGUCGACCUGACAUUUCCCAAGGCCAGCGAUAUGAGCCUGGUUUCUUUCCUUUGUUUUCUCGUAAUGCUACUGAGUUCUUGCGUAGACUUUGUGACCCCAAGCUAUUCCUUACCUCUUCCUUACUUAACAUCCUCGUUCAACGAUAGCACCUUAACCCGCUCACUGAAAGCGAUUGAACAAAUCCUAGGUGCCUUGGAAUUCGUCCUCCACUGUUUCAGUAGCGUAAGGACACAGUUGCAUGCUUCGUUUAUUUCGUUCAGUUUCUUGGAGAUGGCCUAAAGAAACUACCGCGUUCUUGGCUCAUCUUCGAGCAGCGUCAGUUAGUUCUUUUAAACAUUUAGGGCUAAUAUUUAAAUUAUUUUAGAAAAUUGUGUAGAUGAGAUCAUAAGUUUUUUCUUAAAGUUUGCGUAAGUUUGCCGACACCCAGUGCGUUCAUAUGAACAUUGUGACGUAAAGGCAUUCAAAAAAAGCCAAAGUUUCGCGCGAUGUCCAAGCACAAGAAGUCUUGGAAACCACUUCAGUUAGAUAUUUUCAUAAAAUGUACAUAUAUAUCAUUUUAGCGAGAGAUAUUACUGAUAUUUUCACUAGUUAUUUUUUAAAAAGUCCACAAGUUUUUCUAUUCCAUUUACGUGUUUUUAUCUUUAGUGCGAAGUUUGUGAUCAAGGCUAUAGUUAAAUUGAUCAUAUAAACUUUUAUCGAAGACAAGCUUAAUUAUCAAAGACAUUUUGCGAUUGUCAGUUAUCUCAUUCGUACUUAUUCUCUCUUAAAAAAAAAAAAACUUUAAAAAAAGUUAACUUAUCUUGCAACAGUUUUUGUAUCAAGUCUGUUGUGUUGCAACGACGAUCACGUCACGUGACUGUCGGAUCACUUGACUAUUUGUGCGUCUCACACGACAAAGUCAAGAGCAAUUUUUUCUUGGAGGAAAAGUAGUUUCUUGCGGCAGUGUGAUCCAUUUUAUAAGUGCCUAUUUUAGAAUGAUUUUCUUCCCUUGGAGCAGCUCAUAAUCAUGGGCUAAAUUGUUUUCAAAUCAGGAAAGAGGUUUCGUGGAGAAAUCUGUCGCCUUCAAGUUCGAGGCUUCAAGGCAGAAAUCGCUAUGAAGAGACUAGGGAAUGGUAUAGAUGUAUAGACUUUACACUCUGUAAAUGGAAGAAGGAUAUGAAAGAAAGAGAAAUAGAUAUAUUUCAAGGAAGAACUGAUGUUUUACGAGUAUGAACGCAGUAUACUCAUCA